GGGCAUCCCGCUGCAUUCUCUUCUCACUCGGAUCGAUAGAACAACCUAGACCAAACCUAUCAGCAGAUUACCACCUCCAGGAAAUCAUACAUCAUGGCAGGAGCUAUGGAUAACGCCAAGAGGGAUCUCCCCAAGAUCCGCGACGAACACCGCGAAUCCAACUUUGGAAUCGUCCACGGCGUCUCCGGUCCCGUCGUCAUCGCCUCCCAGAUGAGGGGAGCGGCGAUGUACGAGCUCGUCCGUGUGGGUCACGACGAACUCGUCGGCGAGGUCAUCAGGAUCGAACAGGACAGGUGCACGAUCCAGGUCUACGAGGAGACGAGCGGGGUGACGAUCGGAGAUCCGGUAUUGAGGACAGGGAAGCCGUUGAGCGUCGAGUUGGGACCCGGGUUGAUGGAGAACAUCUACGACGGUAUUCAGCGUCCCCUCAAGGCCAUUCAAGAGAAAUCUCAGUCCAUUUAUAUUCCCCGUGGUAUCAACACCCAGGCGUUGAGCAGGGAAUUGAAGUGGGACUUUAACCCGGGCAAAUAUACCGUUGGCGACCACGUCUCGGGAGGAGAUGUCUUUGGUACCGUCUAUGAAAACUCGCUCGUCGACAACCAUAGGAUCAUGGUCAGCCCUAGGGCUAUGGGAACCGUCACCUGGGUCGCCGAGAAGGGUAGUUACAAUGUCGAUGACGUCAUUUUCGAAACCGAAUUCCAAGGCGUCAAGACGAAACAUACGAUGAUGCAAAACUGGCCCGUCCGAGCUCCCAGGCCCGUCGCGGACAAGUUGACCGCCGAUCAGCCGUUGUUCACCGGACAGCGAGUUCUGGACAGUCUGUUCCCCUGUGUUCAGGGCGGUACCACGGCCAUUCCCGGUGCUUUCGGAUGCGGAAAGACCGUCAUCUCGCAGGCCUUGUCCAAAUUCUCCAACUCGGACAUCAUCAUCUACGUCGGAUGUGGAGAGCGAGGAAACGAGAUGGCUGAAGUCUUGAUGGACUUCCCGGAGCUCACCCUCGAGCGAGACGGGCGAGAGGAGCCCAUCAUGAAGCGUACCGCCCUCGUGGCCAACACCUCCAACAUGCCCGUCGCCGCUCGAGAAGCGUCCAUCUACACCGGUAUCACUCUCUCGGAAUACUUCCGAGACCAGGGACAGAACGUCUCGAUGAUGGCCGACUCGACGUCUCGAUGGGCCGAAGCUCUGCGAGAGAUUUCGGGUCGAUUGGCGGAGAUGCCGGCGGACUCCGGUUACCCGGCUUAUUUGGGAGCCAAGCUCGCCAGUUUCUACGAGCGGGCGGGUAAGGUGACUUGUUUGGGGAACCCGUCCCGUGAGGGUACCGUCUCGAUUGUCGGAGCCGUCUCGCCUCCUGGGGGAGACUUCUCGGACCCCGUCACUACCGCCACUUUGGGUAUUGUACAGGUCUUCUGGGGUCUCGACAAGAAGCUCGCUCAACGAAAGCAUUUCCCUUCGGUCAACUGGAACUUGUCCUACUCGAAGUACCUCAAGGUCCUCGAACCCUACUUUGAAAAGAACACUCCCGGCUUCAACGACAACCGAUCUACCAUGCGUGAGAUCUUGCAAAAGGACAACGACUUGGCCGAAAUUGUGCAGUUGGUCGGAAAGAGCGCCCUGAGCGAGGCCGAUAAGGUUACCCUCGAGGUCGCCACUAUGAUCAAGGACGACUUCCUGCAGCAGAACGGUCUGAGUACCUACGACAGGAUGUGCCCGAUCUACAAGACGACGGGUAUGGCCAAGAAUUACGUCACGUUCUACAAUGCCGCUUUACGCGCCGUCGAGAACGGAUUGACUUGGUCGAGGAUCAAGGAGGGCGGGUCGGACAUUAUGUUCCGACUGUCGCAACAGAAGUUCGAGGAACCUACUGAUGGAGAGGAAGCCAUCAGCGAGAAGUUGGGCCAGUUGACCAAGGACAUCGAGAGCACGCUUCGCGACCUGCAGGACUAAGCUGGGGUUUGCAAUUUCUCUGAGCGUUCGAAUGAUACCCACGUUCUCGCGGUUCGAUCCGUGGUGACUUUCUAGAUUGUGCCUUUCCAGUCCGAACCUGUUUCUCUUGUGCUCGUGUAUCUCUCUGUCUUAUCAAACUAUCGUUCUGAUCAUUGGUUCACUAUCGUUUCAAGAUGACAUCGUGGUCUGAAUCAUCGAAGCGAUGGGAUAGG
Filobasidium floriforme is the source of this 2156-nucleotide messenger RNA. RefSeq names its product vacuolar membrane ATPase subunit A. Gene Ontology annotation, molecular function: proton-transporting ATPase activity, rotational mechanism; ATP hydrolysis activity; ATP binding. NCBI's taxonomy places the organism in Eukaryota, Fungi, Basidiomycota, Tremellomycetes, Filobasidiales, Filobasidiaceae. The transcript has 14 exons. The record is from RefSeq and is a predicted model, not a curated record. Gene Ontology annotation, biological process: proton transmembrane transport; ATP metabolic process. The coding region runs from base 94 to 1944 and encodes 616 amino acids. Gene Ontology annotation, cellular component: fungal-type vacuole membrane; proton-transporting V-type ATPase, V1 domain.